AUGUCCAAUCUCUACCCAUCAUCAUCAUCAAAAAGAAAUUGCACCCACCCAUCCAACACCGUCACCACUUGCUCUCCCCAAUCCUCGUGCAACAACAACGACGAGAAGGAAGAAGAAGGUUGUACAGACUCUCUCUCAAUUCUAACAACAACAACAACAACAACCACAACACCUACCUUGUAUGCUCUCAACCCCAAUAACUCACUCCCUUUGACCCAUCCCUCAUGCCAUCUCCUCCCCGCUUCUUCUUCUUCUUCCGAUCAUAGCCUUUCUUCUUCAUCCUCCCUUUCAACAUCACCAUCCAUGGCCUCCACCACGACCAGUCUCAAAACAUGCAAUGAUGAUGUUUCCUCUCUCUCUCCACUUCCUAACAAUCUCAUGAUGGAAAGGACGAACUAUCAUCACACAGGUGAUGCAUCCUCUUCCAUCUCGCCCUGCUGCUCCAAUGCCGCCAUCUCCACGACUCCCAAAUCUCUGAAACAUCCCAAAUAUAAGCCUACUAACUUAUUCAUUCCAAGUGUUCUUCAAUUAUCUCCUUCAACAGCAACCCGACAAACCUGUUCUUUUUUGAAUCAUGGCUCAAUGACCUCUCUGAACCAAAACAAGAUUCCGACAACCUCUCCACGUGGAAGUCGCUCAGCCGAGUGCUAUGACACCACAAGCAAGUUGGAAACCCACAAUAAUAAUAUUUCCCAAUGUUCUUCGUUGACACCCUCACCUGGAGAUCAUCCCUCUUCGGCAGAAUUGUUUCAUACCAAUAACAACAAAAACAAAGCAACUGAUGAGAAAUCGAGUUGUGAUGAUAAUAACACCAAUGUAUCCACCGCUAAUGCAUUUCAAUCUGAGGCUGAAUUGUAUAAAUCUCUUGGAUUUGAGUUAGUGAAAUUGAAUAUUGGCAGAGGAGUGACCUCUCAGGUCAACUUGGUCAAAAAGUUAAAUUCAACACAACAUUCUCGUCAAUGUUCUUCUGAUGGUGAUGAACCUAAAGUCGUACCCAGGUUUGCUGAAGAAGAAUUUACUUUGAGAAGAAGAGAUGCCACUCCCGACGACGAUGAACAGGACUCCAUGGAGUCAUCACAACACAAUAUUGCAUCCUCUUGUACUAACGUUACUACUCGUUCUUUUGAUUCUCUUUCAAAUUCUCCAGACGAAGAACAUGAAGCUCUUGAUGACAGUAUUUUCUUUGCAGAGAAAGUUAUUAAUCUUCAUUUUGUAAAUGAGAGUACUUUUGAUGGCAGCAACAAUCAUUCAUUCAAUGACAUUGAGAGAGAAGAACAAUGUCUCAUGCAAUGCAAGAAUUCUCCUCACAUUGUUCAGUUGAACAAAUCGAUUCGAACGAACAAACACCAACACCGAUUCUUCCUCGAGUACAUUGAUGGUACCACUCUUUCCAACAUUAUUAAGCAAAAAAAAGAGAGCUUGAAUAAUGAUGAAUGUAUGAGUUCAAUUGUGACCGAGAAGGAACUCUCACUCAUAGCUCAACAAUUAUUGAGAGCACUCAUUUACCUUAAACAACAAGGAAUUUUGCAUAGAGACAUUAAAUCUGAGAACGUCAUGAUCACUCGAACAGGUUGUGUCAAGUUGGUUGACCUUGGAUUGGCCAUGCCACUUGAAACAAACCAACUCCUCGUGACCAUGACGGAACAUGGAGUCUCCUCUAAGGAGGUGCUGGAUCAUGUUGGUGAUGUAUUUGGUUAUUACUCUUCGUCGUUAUGCGACAAUGAAGCGCUCAGUCUCACUUCUGAAGUCAUCACUAAGGGAACGUAUUGCUAUAUGUGUCCUCAUAAAUUACUCACUGGAAACGAAAGUUUCAGCUCUGAUUUAUACAGUUAUGGCAUGACCUUGUUAGAAUUAUUUGUUGGUAAAUUGCCAUUCGAUUUUGUGAACAGCCCAUCCGACUUUGUAAGACAAAACAACCACGACGAUGCAUUUUCUUCGCCAUCAUCAACAGCACUAAGCCACGAUACUUUGUUUCCUUUGGCUGACAUUGUCGCAUUUGACGUUAAGGAAUAUUGCACAGAUCUUGUCCUUAAGGGUCUCAUGGGUGAAGAGUUGUGUGAUUUUCUAUGUGCAUGCAUGGACAAGAAUAUCCACUCGAGAAGUGAUUGCCACUCGUUACAGAACCAUCCGUUCUUGGCGAACACUUGUUCGAUGAGCCAUGAAGAAGUUUGCCACUCGUUGAGAUCAGUUUUGAACCAACAUUGGUCAUUUCACUAA
Molecule: messenger RNA, 2217 nt
Organism: Naegleria fowleri
Lineage: Eukaryota; Heterolobosea; Eutetramitea; Acrasida; Naegleriidae
Exons: 1
Coding region: 1-2217 (738 amino acids)
Biological process (GO): protein phosphorylation
Cellular component (GO): cytoplasm
Molecular function (GO): protein serine/threonine kinase activity; ATP binding
Source: RefSeq, a predicted model, not a curated record